Messenger RNA from Dunckerocampus dactyliophorus (ringed pipefish), 3764 nucleotides. RefSeq names its product insulin-like growth factor 2b (gene igf2b). Gene Ontology annotation, cellular component: extracellular region. The transcript has 4 exons. The coding region runs from base 152 to 814 and encodes 220 amino acids. Gene Ontology annotation, molecular function: hormone activity; growth factor activity. The record is from RefSeq and is a predicted model, not a curated record. NCBI's taxonomy places the organism in Eukaryota, Metazoa, Chordata, Actinopteri, Syngnathiformes, Syngnathidae.
CCUGAGAAGUUUUGCCUGUCGCCUCGGUCUCUGGGACAGCCUCUCACACAUCAUCUAACUAACAGACUGGAAAACUAACUCACCUGAAAACACACCCAAGCACCAAGUAAGGCCAGCCUUUUUUUUUAUUUGGUUACUACUGCCGACUGACAUGGAGACCCUGCGAUCCAGAGACGGACACUCACUCACUCACAACUCACUUUGCCUCACCUGCAGAAAAACGGAACACAGCAGAAUGAAGGUCAAGAUGAUGUCUUCAUUCAGUCGUGCGCUACUCUUUGCACUGGCUCUCAGCCUCUAUGUGGUGGAGAUGACCUCGGCUGAGACGCUGUGUGGGGGAGAGCUUGUAGACGCGCUGCAGUUCGUCUGUGAAGACAGAGGCUUCUAUUUCAGUAGGCCCACCAGUCGGGGAAACAACAGGCGCACCCAGAACCGUGGGAUAGUAGAGGAGUGUUGUUUCCGUAGCUGUGACCUCAAACUUCUGGAGCAGUACUGCGCCAAACCCGCCAAGUCAGAAAGAGAUGUGUCGGCCACAUCUCUACAGGUCAUUCCAGUGAUGCCUCCAUUAAAGCAGGAAGUCCCAAGGAAGCCGCAUGUGCCCGUGAAGUAUUCCAAAUAUGACCUGUGGCAGAAGAAGGCAGCGCAGCGGCUCCGGAGGGGCGUCCCCGCCAUCCUGAGAGCCAAAAAGUUUCGGAGGCAGGCAGAGAAGAUGAAAGCCCAGGAGGAAGCGACCUUCCACAGGCCCCUGAUCAGCUUGCCCAGCAAACUGCCGCCCGUCUUGCUCACCACGAACAACUAUGUCAACCACAAAUGAGCCCACUGCCAGCCCUUUGCACAGACAAGAGUUUGGACAAAAAAGCCUAGGGGAUUAUAGCUUUGUCUCUGACGUCAUUUCUGUGGCAGUUCUCUUUGACCUCCCCUGCCCUGUCCGAGCCAGCCAAUCCCCCCCCACCCAAUUCUCCUCCACUACUUCUUGACCCCUGGCCCCCUUUCUAAUACUCCUCGAACCCCAUCACCCUCCUCCGGAACACAAACAUGCCUUCACAUUCUUCCUGUCUGAACUUUUUCGCUAGCUCUUUCAGUCACAGACACAAAAGGCACAAACACACAUGAUGAACAAAAAGUUAACAAUUCGACUGAAUGCCAUUCAUGUGGACCCGUAAGCAAAAGAGUAAAUGGAAGGGAGAAGAGAAGAUGAAAGACAUCUGUGGUUUGCAAGUGUCAAGAGGACACCCAAGGGAAUGUUUUUUUGUCCUUGUGGAAAACAACUCAAAGUGAAGAGAAGCUUGCAUGACAGAAUCCAUUCCACAUAUUUUUUUUUUCCUGAGGCGAAAAAGAAAACCUGUUAGUUUUUUUUUUUUUUGCACCUCUACCUAUAAAGGGACUUCCACACUGUAAGGAAUUAUUUUGUAAAAUUAGAUUCCUGUUCCAGCACCUUUUGAUCACAAACAAAAAGCAGAAAAGAGUCUGCAGAAUUGCACAUUGCCACGGAUUACGUCAAAGUAAAGAAAAAUAAAUGGCACUAUUUUUUUAUGAACAAUGAACGUGUAGCUUAAAAAAAAUGUCAUGGUGCUAGCUUCAGGAAAGGACUUAAAGAAGAGGUUGAAAAGCACGUUUUUUUUUCUUUGAAUUUAUUAUAACUUUCCGUUUUAAGGAAAGUGAGACUUUUUAAAAGAUAGGGGAUAAAGGAUAUGGGGGAGCUCCUGGCAGUGGCAAUGUCAAGGGGUAAGUGUCACUGAGAAACUAUUUGGGGCUAUGACGGCAUCGAGGCUCACAGGAAAUACAAGGGGCUGCCGUCACACGCGGCAAAGGAGACACGAGACCCUGUCCCUGUCCUGCCUGUCUCCCCGAGGCAGAUGGACACAGGGAACAUAAAUAUGGGACGCUGUGGACUGCCUGGAUUGGGACAGUACUACACUUCUGGGAAAGUACUUCCUGUUUACUGUGGCUUUGCGGACUGCUUCGACAGGAAGUAACAUGGCAUGGACAAGUGGGAUAAUUGAUGAGGAUUCUAUUUUAGUUUGGUCUUUUUUUUGGUUUUCUUUUCAUAUCAAUAUUUCAAAGAAAAAAGAAAAAAAAGGAAAACCCUGUCUGUUUCUGGUACCAUGACAUUCCUGUUUUUCCAUGUUAGGCAUUUUUCAUGGUAAUGUUCUGAUGUGUCACUUUACCGUUCUAAAGAAAGGCACACAAAGUCUGAUUCAAAGGGAAAAAAACAGCAAUAAUGUCAACUAACAUUUAUUUUUAUUGUAUAUCAGUAGUAUUCACAUGCUUUUGCCUGAAAACAGAUACUUGAAUAUAUCUAUCUAUAUAUAUAUAUAAAUAUGGAUAUAUAUGUAUAUGUAUAAAUAUAUAUAUAGAUAUAUAAUUAGUUUCCAGGGACGUUGUGUUAUUUCCUUUAGUCUGAGCUGUAUCUUGCGUAAUGAGCCGCCAAGCUUUUUUGUUUAUUUGUUGAAAUACAAAUAAGGGCACUGUAUAAAGGCAUUAUUUAUUUUGUUAUAAAAUAUAUUUGAAAAAUUGGUCCAAAUAAUAUGCGCAGCACUGAUGCUCAACUGACGGAUUUAUUUUGUAUGAUCUCUGUUUUCCAAUUGGAGCUGUAAGGCUUUUUUUGUAGAUGCUUUGUACCAAAAAUAAUGUCUUUUUUUCUCCUUCCCCUUGUUCAUCUGCCAUAGAUAUUUAAAAUUAAUAUUUUAACAGCAGCAUGUAGUCUGAAUUUUGUAGGCAUGUUAUGUCACAGGAAUAGGUACAUACUCUGAAUAAUAACACAGUCUGAAUGGGUCUCCGGAAGCCUGUCAGGAUUACGGCAGCGACACAAAGUAUCAGUGAUUGACUUUUAGGAAUUUAAACACGUUUAAGAUCAGUUGUAUUCAAUCCACUUUGUUUUGAAGCCACUUUAGUAUUGAUGGCGGGGGGAAUGUUGAGUCCUCAAUUAAAUAAUGUCUUCAUAAUUGUGCACAAUAUCCUGCAAUCUUCUAAGGAGUAUUUUGUCUGUGUGGGUCGAUUGGAUCAAAUGUCACGACAGGGUCUGAACUCGUACAAUGCGCCUUUGUCCUCAAUGGACGUACAAGUGUUGCCAUGACAAUAACAUCAUCUUUCUAGCUAUCUGACAUUGAUCUUGAGCAUAUGAAGCACUACCUUCCAGCCGUCCCGCCAUUAUCUUUUUUUAUGAAGGGCUACUGGGCUGAACCAUUUGUAAUGCAGUCAUAGGAUUCAGGUAAAGAAACAAACGCUCUGCAGGGAGGAGUGUAGUUGUUCCUAGUAAGACAUAAUUUCGCUCAUGGGGAUGUUAUCCACUGAAGCCGAUGACAGACACCUUACCACUUCCUCCUAUAUUGGGUCCUGUAUCACCCAAACGGAGAACUAAUCAAUGCUAGCCAUACUGAGGUAAAGACUUAAGCCAAUAUUUAUACAUCUUCCUGUCAGAGAUCUUCCAUAUCUUUCUUUCAUUAUAUUCUUCUAUUGUGCAAAAAGGCAGACAGUGCAAUUAUUAUUAUUAUAAUUAUUAUUAUUAUAUGCUGGGACUGCAUACGUUCACUAUUGUAAUGUUCAUACAGGCUACUCUAGUGUCGCUGAAAAUGAAAGACAACCACUUCUUUUGGUAAAUAUGAAGAGAUAUCCCGCCGAGCAACGGCAACUUUUUCUGUGUCAGUCGCUCACUCAGCCUGUGUGUAUUUUAUUGAUUUAACCUCCGCACGCUAGAACGUCCGAAAUGCACAAUUCAUGUACUUUCAUUUUUAAUAUCAAUAAAAAAAACAUUUUAUCAAACA